UUAUUAUACAGUAUUGUUACCCAACCAAAGAAUAAUUCAGUUUCACAUCUACUCCACUAUUAUACUAUUUCAGUUUACAUCUCUUCACAAAAAAUAUUAGUAUCUGCUGGCACCCAACCCAAGCAAAUUUCAUUUCCCAAUCUACUAUCUAUUGCAAACUCGGGCAACUUCCUGCACGGCGGCGCGACAGGGUCGCUGCUUGACUUGGUGGGCUCUGCUGUCUUCUACACCACUGUGGCACAAACCAGGGGCUUGCCACUAGGGAUAAACGUCUCCUACCUGGAUGCUGCAUUUUCGAAUGUAGAGAUUGAUAUCGGAGCCAAGGUGCGCGCCGUAAAAGCAGUAGGAGUGGCUACUGCGGAACUGAAGAAAAAAUCUGGCAGAAUCAUCGCUCAGGCCCGCUAUUCCAAGUAUAUUGGUGCAUCUAGUAGACUGAAGGCGACCCUGCCAUGUAAGUUGUAA
Molecule: messenger RNA, 462 nt
Organism: Triticum aestivum (bread wheat)
Lineage: Eukaryota; Viridiplantae; Streptophyta; Magnoliopsida; Poales; Poaceae
Product: acyl-coenzyme A thioesterase 13
Exons: 3
Molecular function (GO): fatty acyl-CoA hydrolase activity
Source: RefSeq, a predicted model, not a curated record